CACAGCCUACUGACAGUCGCCUCCUGUCCAAUGGCGAACGACAGAAAAAGAAGGAAAAAACUAUUGUCUCGAUCAUAAACAACAAAUCGACAACAACGUUCGACGCCUCGCUCCGAAAAGAUUCGCGAAAAACGGUAUUUAAAGUGCGAUUUCCUAGCGUAGCGGUGGCGCAAGACCUGCAGCAGCGAGCGCACUAUCGCACACGGCCAGUGGGCGGACAGGAAGCGUGCGAUAUUUGCCGCAUGGGAGCAGUUUUCGCCGACCCCGUCGCCAGACUCGAUGUGAACUUGAUAAAAAUAGAGUGCAAUUCAUUGACCACACCGAACGCAGCCGUGCGCGCAGAAUGAGCUUAUGAGGAGUUAGUUAGCCGUGCCUCGGAAUGCAGCGUGUGCCUUAACUGUGAGUCGUGUGCAGAGAACACCACACCAAACAAUCACAUCCAUACACACAUACACAGACACAAACACACACACACACACACAAACCAGUCCGUAUCGCGAAUGGUGGGUACCAGCUCCUUCAUCAGCAACGCCAUUAGCACCUCCAGUGCGCCCAAUGGUAUCAGUGGGACUAGUAGCAGCAGUAGCACCAACAUCAACACUGCCGGUUCUGGCACGGCUUUUCGCAACGGAAUUAGUGUUGGUGGCAAAGCCACGGUACUCGGUGUGAAUUCGGCCACCGGACAUAAUGAGGUGGUGAGCGUUGCGAACGGGCUCCAUCUACGGCAACAUCCGCAACAGCAGCAGCAGCAGCAGCAGCAGCAGUCGAGCACUUCCGGUGUUGUUAGGCUUGCGAAGGGCAGCACUAGCACCGUGAUAUCGCUUCCGAGCGACCACCAGUACCACCAGUCCAUCGCAGGCGGAAUGAUUAAUCACAGUUCCUUGAUGUUCGCGACAACAACGACCACCAACCACCAACAGCAGCUGUCGGUUUUAUCGAACGCAUCACCAGUAGGCGACGGAGCAAUCGGCGAAAAGAAGGCAGGCGCUAAGAUCGGUGACAGUACCAGCUUGACAACCACCACCACCACCGCAGGCAACAGCAGCAGCAUCAUCCUGGCCAGUAAUACCACCACCAUCAUCACCUCCAGCAGCAGUAGCACCACCACCACCAGCAGCAGCAGCAGCAGUAGCAGCGGCACCACAACCAACAACAGCACCACGAUCACGACGAACACUCCCACCGAAUCGGAUCCGACGGGCGCUGAUACCGAGCUGUCGCUGGAAACCAAAGAAACGAGCCCGGACAAUGAACCGCAGGAGGAGCAGCCGGAGAUUGACAUCGUGAUCAACAACGUGGUCUGCUCGUUCAGCGUACGCUGUCAUCUGAAUCUGCACGACAUCGCCCGCCACGGGCACAAUGUCGAGUUCCGGAGGGAGCACGGGAUGGUAACGAUGAAGCUGCGCCGCCCCUACACGACUGCUUCGAUUUGGUCGUCCGGAAAAAUCACUUGCACCGGUGCUACGUCAGAGCAUCAGGCAAAAAUAGCGGCACGACGCUACUCACGUUGCCUUCAGAAGUUAGGGUUUAAUGUUAGAUUUAGGAACUUUCGUAUCGUGAAUGUGCUCGGCACCUGCAGCAUGCCGUUCGGCAUCAUGAUUGUCAACUUCUCGGAGAAGUACAAAAAGGAUGCCAGCUACGAGCCGGAGCUGCACCCGGGCGUCACCUACAAGCUGUAUUCGCCGAAAGCGACCCUGAAAAUAUUCUCAACCGGAAGCAUUACCGUCACCGCGGCUAGUGUGGCCUUUGUGCAAGCGGCAAUUGAGCAAAUAUUCCCGCUAGUGUACGAGUUUCGCAAGAAGCGGACGCCGAUCGAAAAGCAGGCGAUGGCGAAGCAGCAACCACCGCCGGACUUUGACCCGCACGAUGUCGACCAUCUGAUCGAGGAGGACCGCGAGGGCGCGCUGGCGGAAGCGGAGGAGGGCCUCACGUACUGGAACGGCACGGCCGACGAACCGAUAAUGCAGCAGCCCGAGGAGGAGCAGCCGGACGAUGAGCUCGAGACGUUCGGCGACGACGCAGACGUCCGCACGCGUAACAACACCAAAGCAAUACACAAAAUCAAUAGUAUUAGGCAGAACGGUAAGAAGCGCCGAAUGCGCCAGCUGCGCCCAUCGGGCCGGGCUGUAAACGACGGGGACAGCAUGUCCGACGACGAUCUGUGCGUCAGUGAUUACGAAUAGAGGAAGCGUGACCACUCACUCGCGUGUCGUGCAGACACACAAACAGUCCCAAAGCAGCCUUUUGGUGGUGCACAUACUAUUGGAUCCUUAUCGGAAGUUUUGUCGUCGUCGUCGUCGUCCGGGCCCCGGUGAUGGUGGUGGCAGGACAAAAAGCGCGCACGUAAAACUAUAGACAAUUGGUGGACAAAAACGGAAGGAUCAAUGAAUCGUUACUAAUCAUCCAGAGAGAGCCUCAUCAAUCAAGAGCGUAGAGCGGAGAGAGACAACACGGACAGAAGUGACUGCCCCGGAAGCAUAGGAAACGUAAGAAAACAGACGGAUAAUAAUGCCACACACAUACACACACAUACACACACACACACACCCGUUACUGUCCUCCAGGAGGACAUCCAAUCAAAAGAGGGCAGAACAGAAGCACAGAGGGAGAGGAAGGGAGAGCAGCAAGAUCAACUAGUAAACAAUUAUUUAAUUAGGUCGUCAAGUUUGGAACUCUGGCACUGUUUCUCAUCAUUAUUACAUACAUCUGCUGGUACGAUAGAGAGAUGGGGAGAGAGAGAGAGAGAGGCCAGCUUCUUAUUUUUCCAUGGCAUAUUACACACCCUCACACACAAACACACCCAUUGGAAGAUUUACUGUCCUUUCCAGUGGAUAAAAAGGUUGAAGCUUUCUGGCGGUAGCUUCGCCCUAUCCGGUAGGAACCCCCCCCCCCCCCCCCCCCCAAACAAACAAACAAACACGCCGAGCAAUUAGAUUGUGUAUAAACUGUGACACACCGCCGUUCGUUCGAUGUCGAUUUAAAUGUAAACUGAUCGUGUGUCUGAUUCUAAAGGACCCUAACGCGCGUCCCUUCUAUGACUUGAAAAUUGUGCGUUGCCAAGGCAAACAUCAAUGUACCAAGGCAAACAUCUUUGAUGAUAGCUUAAGCGGGAGGGAGGAAGAGAACACAUAUGAAUGGGGAGCAAAGAGGGAAGCAGAGUGAGAUAGAGCGAUUGUGCGAUUUAGCUGCGAGUGGGCGGAAAGAGAAAAAAAGGAGAAAAGCAGCGCCACACAUCCUUGACUCGAAUUAUGACAAUGUGAUGAAGAAAUAAACACGAAAACAAUCCGCCAACGUUUAA
Anopheles merus is the source of this 3298-nucleotide messenger RNA. Its product is annotated as TATA-box-binding protein-like. The record is from RefSeq and is a predicted model, not a curated record. Lineage: Eukaryota; Metazoa; Arthropoda; Insecta; Diptera; Culicidae. Gene Ontology annotation, molecular function: general transcription initiation factor activity; DNA binding. The coding region runs from base 501 to 2183 and encodes 560 amino acids. Gene Ontology annotation, biological process: DNA-templated transcription initiation. The transcript is spliced from 3 exons.